UCCCCGCUCCCCGCCGGGCUGCGGGCGGGCGGGCGGGUGGCGGGGAUUGAACCGCCGCUCCGCUCCGCUUUGCUCCGUGCCGAGCCGUGCCUGUGCCGUGUUCCCUUUGCCCUCGCCAUGCCCAGAGCCUUCCUGGUGAAACGGCGGAGCCCGCAGCCGGCGGUGCGCAGCUGGGAUGGGCUGCCCGACGAGGAGAGAGCCGACACCUACAUCCCAGGCGGGAUCGGCUGCGUGCUGCUGGGCUACGAGGACAGCCUGGAGAGCAGCGGGAGCAGCGGGACCCGCGACGCCGAGCCCAGUGACCCCCCGACGCCCCAGCCUGGCCCUGGCGAUUUGGGCACGGCUGAGGGGAUGCUGUUGGACCUGGCCGUCAAGCGCCCCGUUGUCAGGUCAAAAAUUAAGUUCACCACUGGCACCUGUAACGACGCCACGGUGCAUAGCUGCGAGCUGUGUGGCAAAGGCUUUCGCCUGCAGCGGAUGCUCAACCGUCACAUCAAGUGUCACAGCCAGGUGAAGAGGCACUUGUGCACCUUCUGUGGGAAAGGCUUCAACGACACCUUUGACCUGAAGAGACACGUCCGGACUCACACCGGAAUUCGUCCCUACAAGUGUGAGGUCUGCAACAAAGCCUUCACCCAGCGCUGCUCCCUGGAGUCCCACCUGAAGAAGAUCCACGGCGUGCAGCAGCAGUACGCCUACAAGCAGCGGCGGGACAAACUCUACGUGUGCGAGGACUGCGGCUACACGGGCCCCACGCAGGAGGACCUCUACCUGCACGUCAGCAGCGUUCACCCUGGCAGUGCUUUCCUCAAGAAAACCUCCAAAAAACUGGCAGCUGUUUUGCAGAACAAACUGAGCCCUGUCCUGCAGAGGAACUCCAAAGAGGAUGACAAAGACGAGUGACAGAGUGGAUCACAGCGGCCUGAAGCAAUGAAGUUU
Messenger RNA from Dryobates pubescens (Downy woodpecker), 939 nucleotides. It is a transcript of the gene OVOL2, whose product is annotated as ovo like zinc finger 2. Gene Ontology annotation, cellular component: nucleus. Gene Ontology annotation, biological process: regulation of transcription by RNA polymerase II; epidermal cell differentiation. Bases 118 to 903 code for a protein of 261 amino acids. The transcript has 4 exons. Lineage: Eukaryota; Metazoa; Chordata; Aves; Piciformes; Picidae. Gene Ontology annotation, molecular function: RNA polymerase II cis-regulatory region sequence-specific DNA binding; DNA-binding transcription factor activity, RNA polymerase II-specific. The record is from RefSeq and is a predicted model, not a curated record.